Molecule: messenger RNA, 2210 nt
Organism: Pantherophis guttatus
Lineage: Eukaryota; Metazoa; Chordata; Lepidosauria; Squamata; Colubridae
Product: glycoprotein Xg
Biological process (GO): positive regulation of neutrophil extravasation; homotypic cell-cell adhesion; T cell extravasation
Cellular component (GO): plasma membrane
Source: RefSeq, a predicted model, not a curated record
UUGCACUCAACAGCUGCCAAAUGUUAAGAUAGUUUGUGACUGGAUUGUGUUUUGUUCCCACCUUCCCUGUUGAUUGAACAUUUAAGGUAUCUACAAGAUUUGAAGGUGUUUGAGGUUGGACAGAUACAUACUUUACUAAGAAUUUUUUUUUGUUCUAAUACCUUUACUUCAUACUAUAAAAAUAAAAGCCAAGAGAGAAGACCAUGGUGAAGCUGCCAGUUGUUUUUUUGUGCAUUGGAUAUGUUCUGUUAACUCUUGCAGAUGAUGGCGAUUUUGACUUAAAAGAUGCUCUUGACCCAAAUGAUAAGCCUUCUGAACCAACAAAAAAGCCACCAGGGGGUAACAAACCUCGACCUAACUUAUAUCCUGACCUUAGACCAUAUUCAGAUAAUCAUGGAAACGGUGGAAAUUCCUUUAAUAGUGGCGGUGGCGGCAGCAUUGGAACUGGUGGUUUUAAUGACUUAGAUCUCAAUGAUGGGAAACCUUUAGCUCCACGCCCAGCAGGUGAGAAAGAGCAAACUUCAGGUCAAGGUGGAAAUAUGGUUGAUUCUGCUACGACAGCUCAGAUUACAUCUCCUGUUGUUGCUGUAGCUGUGCUGCUGACUGUUGGCGCCAUAGCUGGCUAUACUUCUUAUAAGCAGAAAAGAUACUGUUUUAAACCAAGAGGUGAUGCAGUUGCAUAAACUAUUCAAAAAUGAUCUAAGAAAUAUUGAGUUCCACAAGAUCAUCGACAAAUGAAGGAAUUGCAUACUGUAUUACCUAUGAUGCUGUUGCUAAGAUUUUAUGUAAUGAGGCAUUUUGUUUUUGUGAAUAAAAACUAAAGCACACAAUUUUCAAAAUGAGAUUGAUUAAUGAUACUGUAUACACUGCUCUACAUUGUAUGAAUAGUAAAAAAUACACUGUAUGGGUUUUUUUCCCCCAGUUCAUACAGGGUUAGAAACAUUUUAAGUUCUGUUUAUGUAAGAUAACUGGAUCCAAACAAUCAGAAUUUCAAUUUCACUCUUGGUAUACAGCCAUUGGUUUAUAGCUAAAGCUCUUUAUGUACCCUUUUUCAGAUCUUCAAGAUUACUUAAAAAUCUAUGGGGCGUUAGAUGCACUGAAAUGUGGAAAGAUGCAUACCAUGUCCUCUCUCUAGUUUAGUUAUACUGCAUCAGUGUUCAGAGAAAUAUUGUACUUCUCUAACUUUAUAAAUUAAAUUUCAUUGAAAAAAACAUGUUGGUUAUCUUCCUACAUUAGCUACUUGAAACCACCAACGAAGUCAGGCUUAUGCACCAAGAUGUCUUUUAGCAUUUAAACUUGAGUGCUAUAUGCUAUGUUGUUUAAAUGUCAAGGGAUAGUUCACCUAUUUUGGAGUGUGACUAGCUGAAAUGUUAAUUUGGUGAUACAAUACCAGGUGCUGAGAAAUAAACAUAGAUUGUGGUCAUCUUCAUGAAGUUCCAAACAAGGGUUAUUAUAUUUAAAGGAGAUGGUCAGGAAAGAGAGAGGUCAGAAAUACAAUGGAAUAUGUGUAUGGUUUUUCCUCCUUAAUUUAGGGCAGUGGUUCUCAACCUUCCUAAUGCUGCGACCCUUUAAUACAGUUCCUCAUGUUGUGGUGACCCCCAACCAUAAAAUUAUUCCUAAAACCAUUGAAAAUAUGUGUUUUCCGAUGGUCUUAGGUGACCCCUGUGAAAGGGUCAUUCGACCCCCAAAAGGGUCGCGACCCACAGGUUGAGAACCACUGAUUUAGGGGAUUUUCCCCCUUCUUUCUUUAGUUCUAAUAUAUAAUAUAUUGCCAUGUAUAUUAAUUUUCUGCUGAUAAAUUCUUGUAAAUCUAUGUAAAAGUAAAGUUUUCUUCAAGUUAAAUUUGACUCCCAGAUUUAAGUUUGAAACAGAACUAUGUCCUAAUGAGGAACAUGUUCUUACUAAAAUGUAUAAACCUUUGUUGAAAUAUGAGCCAGAAAUACAAAUGAAAUAAUGUAUGAUAAAAUGGCUAAAUAUUUUGGUUCCAAUAUACAAUUGGAUCAGUGGGAAAAUAUGUAGUUAGAAGGAUUGAAAUUUAUAUUAUAAUUCUAAUCUUGAAGAUAAUUUUUUACAAAAUUGUAUUUAUUUAUUUAUUACAUUUUUUACACACUGCCCAUCUCAUGUAAAUGACUCUAAGUGACCAAUGAUGUAUAAUUGGUUUCUGUUACCUAAAAAGUUGUCCAGAAUGUAUAAAGGUAUCUUGAAUCUUU